Molecule: messenger RNA, 501 nt
Organism: Exserohilum turcica Et28A
Lineage: Eukaryota; Fungi; Ascomycota; Dothideomycetes; Pleosporales; Pleosporaceae
Exons: 3
Coding region: 250-483 (77 amino acids)
Source: RefSeq, a predicted model, not a curated record
CGACAUUUGAGAUCGCAGGGGGCGGGGGAGAUUGACGGUACACUGAGGAGCAUACUGUUCAGCUCCUUCAACCAAGACAUUUGCACCGUUAUCAAUUGGAAGCAACCCAACUACCCAGUCCUUCUUUGCAAUGAACUCGGGGCGGAGAGCUCUCGGUCACCUUCGGGAAACACGCAUAUUGUCGAAAGCAGCGGUCGCACACGAAUAUCUGUGAAGGAGGCAGUACAGAUUGCAAGGAACAAUAACUUCAUGGGGCUGAUAUGCAGCUCUCGUCUGCUGUCACUUGCCCCUGCCCUGAUUGAGUCGAUCAAGACAGCCGGCCUCGUUCUCGUUACGGAUAUCACGGAUUCGCCUGCCGAAAGUGUCGCGCAGCCGGCAGGCCUCCAUGUCGCACAUCCGCGCCGGCAAAACACGCCAGAAGGCGUCGAUGGGUACCUGAGGGAUAACGGCGUGCUCUGCUUCAACGAGACUGUCGAUAUGUAGAGGAGGAAAUGCUACGAG